UGGUGUUAGUUGGGUAAAACGUCCGAACUUUGCGAGAAGCCUUCCGUAAUCGGAUCACUGCCACGCCAUGGACACGAUCCCCAAAUUACGAAACCCUAAAUCCCCUUUUUCUCUCUGCAAAAGAAAACUUCUCUCGUUAUAUCUCCCGUUUCUCCCUAACAGACGAAAUCUUACAGCUAUCAAGUGUGAAUCUUAAAUCUCAACGAUCACACUCAGGGUCAGGGUUAUCCAACUGAUCGCGCUCUUUCUGGGUUCGUUUGGUCAUAUGUUUCUUCCCCCAGUUAUGAACACAGAAAAUGGGAGUGGAAGCAAACAUAACGCAGGAGAUCAUGCAGUGGUUGGGGAAGGAAACGGAGAAAGGCGACAUUCAAGAACAGAGUCGGGAGCAUCACCGCGUGAUGAGACGGAAAGUACUCAUUCAGAGUUGCCCUUGAGAUCAUCGUCUUCUUCUUCGUCUUCAUCUUCCACACCAUUAAAGGGUCUUCAGGAGGCGGAUAGUAGUAAAGAUCCAAAUUCCAGACCAGACGAGCCAGAUGUAUCCCCAACGGAUUCACCUCCUGUCCAAGUGAUGGACAGGAACGCGCCUGAAGGCUAUGAUCCAAGUAGGAUUCCAGCCUCGGUUUUCGACAGGAGCAAGUCUAAUCUACCAGCCGAAUGGAGCUGUGCUUCAAAUGAGUCGUUGUUCAGUAUUCACUUAGGAAACAACAGUUUUAGCGUGUAUGGUGAUCUCAUGAAAUCGGGUGAGCUUUUCAAAUCAGGCGAGCUUGUUCCCUACAGUCCAGCACUCUCUCUGACUCCUCCAACAAAGAUCGAACCUAAAAAGAAGACCCUUAGCACUGCCAAGAAAGAAGUAGAAACGCCUAAAGAGGUCAAGAAAGAAAGCAAAGAGAAAACGGCAGAUCACCCUGCUGUUUCUUGGAGAUCUCCUACCACUUCGUAUCGUUCCAACAGAAGCUCAAACAGCACACAUUCCUUCUCCUUCCCUAUUUUGGCGGAAGGAGUUAAAAGUGAAGCAGCAGACGCAGAAGAUGACGAUCUGAAGAAACAGAAAGUGAAUGCAUCAAUGGAGACAACCCCAAACCAAGCUAGAAGUAGAUGGUUGUGUUGUCUUCCUCCUUGCCCUUGGUGUUGUUCUUCACAUGCUUCUUGUUCCUGUUCUUGAAGAACGUCUGCUCUUAGGAAAAACGUUAAAACUGAUCGUGCCAAGAGAUGUUUUUUAGAACCUAAUUGAGAAUAGAGAUGUUACCCAUCAUAGGAUCUUUGUCAUCGAUCUCCUGUUAAGUGUAUUCUCUGAAGGUUGGAAAGCACUGACUUCCCAAAGCCAGUGUUUGUAAAGAAGAAAUCAUUUGAUUUAGACAUCCUUUUGUUGUAUUGGAUUUCGUGGGCCAUUGCUUCA
Tarenaya hassleriana is the source of this 1396-nucleotide messenger RNA. RefSeq names its product putative protein TPRXL. Lineage: Eukaryota; Viridiplantae; Streptophyta; Magnoliopsida; Brassicales; Cleomaceae. The transcript is spliced from 3 exons. Bases 266 to 1162 code for a protein of 298 amino acids. The record is from RefSeq and is a predicted model, not a curated record.